GUUAACUCGGUAUUUGAUUUGUCAUUUGUAACUAAUCAUGAAUAUUCUAAUACUUGUUCUAUCAGUUUUUGUUUUCGUGAGUUCAACAGAUGAAUUAUCCCAGAAUAGUCCAGAAAUACAGCUUAAACCGGAGCCUGAAGAAUUUCUGACACCACCAGAACCUGAAGUAAAGAGUUCUAGGCCGGCUAUUGGUCACAUGAACACGACCAUGUCGGUGGUUUGUUCCUUGGUUAACGCUCCGGACGGGGACGGGGACGUGACACAGACUUGGACAAGAAACAGUGACGGUAAAGAGAUAACAGACUCAGAUGACGGAUUCAGCAUAGCUUCCUCACAAGAUGAUGAUACAAUAACUUCAACCCUCACAAUAGGUGCAACCGUCAACACUCAAGACGAUAUCUACAAGUGCAAGUUUACAAGCGGGGACGGUACAAACUGGGAGGGUAUAAGAAGAGUAUUCCUCUUCAUAGUGACCCCACAUGAUGCUACUGUGAACCAGGGGGACUCAGCUACUCUUUCUUGCGUCAUGACUGAUAUAGUGAAGAACUUGACCGUGACGUGGGAAGAUGAUCAAGGAACAGAAAUCAGCAAACUUCCAGAACACAAGUUUAUAAACGGUAUAAACAUUGGUGGAGUUCAGGAAUCCAGUGUGAUGAUAGAGAAUGCAGUGAGAAACUCGACCUUUACGUGCACGCUGUAUCCGUAUGUUAACCAGCCGUAUAGUACUGAGGUUCAUCUUUUGGUAAACGGUUCGUGUAAAUGGAUGGGUGUUCCGAUCAUUUUUAGCUUGCUGUUUUUUGUGUUAACAUGUUAAGAGUCGCGAUUCUUUGAAACGGUUCAGAUUUUUUAUUAAAUUUCGUCAUAAAAUUGUAUGGGGAUUCUUAAUAGUUUAUUAAAUUGACGCGGUUUCAGAGUAUCCCAGAGUAUGAAUAUGACGUUGAAUGACGUAACGUGACAACUACUUUCUUUUGGAAGAUAAUCUCGUCCUAAAUUAGUCUAAUGAUGAUAAACCAUGAGAAUCUUAUUUGUUAAAAAACAAUCAGUUAGGAAAUUUAAGAUUACAUGAUGUUUUUGAAUUUGUAACUUUGUUGUACAACUUUUUUACAGCUGAUUUAAUUAUCAAUGUUAGGGGACGUUGUACUUUGUCAAAUAAUUUAUGUUUUGUAGUCGAAGGCCCUUUAAAUGAAUAGAACGCUGUUAUGAAAAAAUAAUAUUAGAGUUUAAUUUCAAAAUGUUUAAAGCUAGGCAAGACCAAUGAUACGUGUUUAAAUUGUAUUCAUUAUAAUACUCCCUUGUGUAGUGUAUCUUAAACAAUAAUCUCAGAAUGUG
Messenger RNA from Bolinopsis microptera, 1329 nucleotides. RefSeq lists its product as uncharacterized. The record is from RefSeq and is a predicted model, not a curated record. Bases 38 to 814 code for a protein of 258 amino acids. NCBI's taxonomy places the organism in Eukaryota, Metazoa, Ctenophora, Tentaculata, Lobata, Bolinopsidae. The transcript has 5 exons.